Molecule: messenger RNA, 2576 nt
Organism: Brienomyrus brachyistius
Lineage: Eukaryota; Metazoa; Chordata; Actinopteri; Osteoglossiformes; Mormyridae
Gene: hs1bp3
Product: HCLS1 binding protein 3
Exons: 7
Coding region: 705-1907 (400 amino acids)
Molecular function (GO): phosphatidylinositol binding
Source: RefSeq, a predicted model, not a curated record
UGUCUGUGAGAAAUUUGGUGAUUUUUGGUGGCUGUUUUGGUACAUUAAGUUACGUUAAGCCUUUUCACAUUAAGCGUUUUAGAAUAUCCCAACCCAGAUCUGUCUCUGCUGGCUAAUUAUUUGCGAAAAUUGCUCAGCGAGCCAAUAUUACAAAAUGUUCGCGUUAAAUUGCUUUAGUAGUGACAUAUAGUGCGCAAAUACUAAAAACAUCUAGGUGUACAAGAAACUCAUAUUUCUGCAGUAUUUGCAGGCCACAAUUGAUAUAUGAAUACAUAAACAAUUCAAGUUGCCGGGGGUGGGAGGGUCCUGCCCUCCGCUGCACGGCGUAGCAAGUUCGAAUCCUGCCGACUUGAAGCUUUUGCUGCCGCUUAGGAAGCACGAGGUGCCCGUCUGCGCCGCCGGAAAGUGCGUCCUAAACGUGCACAGGGCUGGGAAGUUUAUAGACCUUCAAACGCUUCCGAUACCGAUACUCCGCCAUUUUCCGGAGCCGGGAGGCCCGCGAUUCGGUUCCCCCACCCCGUCAGCAACCUUUGGCCGCUUUCUCGGCGAGGCGCCCGGCGAGCAUCCCGUGACCGGAUAGGAGACGUCGGACAGCUGCGUGACUCUUUGCUGAGCUCGGGGGGAAAUGCACGUACGGGCAGCGUAAGUGCGUCUGCUUGCGAUCGAGAAGCUGAAACACGAGCGAUCGCGGCGGCUGCGGCACGAUGCCGGACGGGCUGAUCACCAGCAGGCCUCUCCAGAAUGAGACCACGGGCAUAGACCUGCAGGUGCCGCUCUUCCAGGAGGUGCGCGGCUCCAUGAUGACCGGCCACGUCCAGUACCAGAUCGUGGUGGUGACGCGCCUCGCUGCCUUCAAGUCGGCCAAGCAUCGGCCAGCAGACGUGGUCCAGUUAGUGGUCUCCAAAAAGUACAGUGAGAUGGAGGAGCUGUACUGCAGGCUGGCUGCAUGCUACCCCGCGGUCCCCUUGCCGGCAAUGCCCCGGAAGGCCCUCUUAGUGGGCGAGACGGAAAUCCGCGAGCGAAGGGCUGCCUUCGACGAGCUCGUCAAGUUCCUCUCCAGACACCGAACCCUGGCCACCUGCCCUGAGCUCCUGGGCUUUCUAGGAGCAAAGAUGACUGAGGUGGCUGACAAAACCAGGAACGUCCCUGACGAGGAGGAGGAGGAGGACAGAGACGCGGUGGAUUUUUUUCAAACGGAGGAGGUUUCCACAGCGGAACUCACCGCAGGGCCCAAAGUGAAAACAAAGCCCGUCACCCCGGUGAUGCCCGCUGAGGAGGAGGAGGAGGAAGAGGAGGAGGUUCUGGACCCACUGGGGAUCUUGCGCUCCAGGAAGCCAAAGAAGGGGCUGGUCGCCGAUGCGGCCAGUCAGCUGGAGAAACCUGCAGCAAAACCUGCAGCAAAACCUGCGAUGGCCACGUUCUCGCUCUUCGAUGACGAGGUCGACCCGGAUGAGGACCUGUUUGGGGCAGCAGGGCGGCCAGAAGGGGGCCAGGCUGCCCCCUCUGCCAAGGGCAGCUCGCUGAGGCUGUUCGAAGACCCCGAUUUGGGUGGGGCCGUGAAUGUGGGCGACUCCCUGCUUCUGCCGACAGCCUAUGAGGUGGGCGGGGGCGGAGCCAAGCCAGAUGAGGAUGUAGAAGAGCUCUUCAGGGUGGAGGAUACCUUGGACAAGCUUCUGAUGGUAAGCAAAGGGGAGAAACCAGCCCUCAGCCCUAAACCGCCCCCCAAACCCAAGCCGGCGCUGCCCAAAAAGCCCACGUCUGUGUCCCAGAAUAGUGCCGCCCUGGUGGCUGGUCCCGCAUCUGUCUCUGCCCCAGAGGCCAAAAUCCAGACCAUGGGUCAGAUGGACAUCCUGCGAUACAUCCAACAAAAUGAGGCCACCACUGGUGAUGACCUGGACCUGUUCUGACUGAGAAACUUUUGGAGGAACAGACUUUUUGGUAGGUUUUAAUCAGAAUGUUCUCAGACCUGCUCGGGGGAACAAGUCCGAUGUGGGGAGGACGGUGCUUUGGUCUGCUGCCCUUUCCUUUCGGAACCGAGGCCCAGGAAAGGCUUCAGAUUCUUUGAGCGUUGGAGGAAUACACAAUCUUUUGGCUAACAGCAGAGUAAAACGAGGAGCUCGUUCUCAUGACGACUGAGCUAAGAACAAUUUUUCUGUUUUUAAACCAGUGUGUGUUAUGCAAAAGAGUAACAAUAGAGGUAUUAAUCAUAAAUGAAUGAUGUCAGAUUUUUUUCUUUUUGCGUUCCUCCUUCAAUGCCUGUGAAAUGUUUGCCUCUGUAACCAGUCUCUCUAAAACUUGAGGAAGAGUGGAUGAGAGUCUCGCCUUUAAUCUGUCUGAUGUGGCGGCUGGCAGAGCGAAGACUCGACGAAAAUGGGAAUCUUCCUCCUAACCGUCACGCUGAUCAGACUGUUUCUUUCUGUCCUGUCAAGACUGAGACAAGGCUUGUUUUUACUCGGGGGAAGGAAGUUUUUAGAAGGACUUUGAACGAACCUACAACGCAGACACCAGAGACGUCUGAAGGUCAAUGGUGUGUGUUUUUUUUUUGAUGAUCAAUAAAGUUCAAACUGAUUUGAUAA